GACUCUCGUCGCUGAUGGCAGUUUUAAUUUUGUUUGGAUUAGUUGUUACUAAAAUGUCUGUCACAUAAGCUGACCAAUAAUAUAUGUAUAUUUAUAAGAAAAAUAACAAUAUUAAGAGCCUAUCAGUGAAAUAUUUAGUUGAAACAAUUGGAAAUAUAUAAAUCGGUCGAUCUUGUAUACAUACAUAUGUACAUCGUAGGUACUUAUAAUGUCGCUGCUCUAUCAACUUACAAUCAAACUUCUAGCACUGCUUGCCGCCUUGAGCCCGCUAAGUAUAACGUCAGCGGCAAAUGAUGAAAUAAAAAAUGUCUUGAUACUUUUAGCCGACGACGCUGGUUUCGAGUCGGGCGCAUACCUAAACAAGUUCUGCCAGACGCCAAACUUAGAUGCAUUGGCUGAGCGCGGCUUGCUCUUCAACAACGCAUUCACUUCGGUAAGCAGCUGUUCGCCAAGUCGCGCACAACUUUUAACCGGGCAAGCGAGUCACAGCAAUGGCAUGUAUGGACUCCACCAGGGCGUACAUAAUUUCAACGUGCUGCCCGGCGUUUCGUCGCUACCGAAUGUGCUGCGUGAAAAGUCAAAAGGUCGCAUUCUAAGCGGCAUCAUCGGCAAGAAGCAUGUUGGUGCUGCUCCGAACUUUCGCUUUGAUUUCGAGCAGACAGAGGAGCAACAUCCGAUCAACCAAAUAGGCCGCAAUAUAACCAAUAUUAGGCUCUAUGCACGGCAGUUCUUCGCCAAGGCUAGAGAGGAAGCACGUCCGUUUUUCCUACUGGUCGCCUUUCACGAUCCACAUCGUUGUGGCCACAUAACACCGCAGUAUGGUGAAUUCUGUGAACGUUGGGGCUCCGGCGAGGAAGGAAUGGGCACAAUACCAGAUUGGAAACCAAUUUAUUAUGAUUGGCGUAAUUUGGAUGUGCCGGCGCAUUUACCUGAUACCGAUGUAGUAAGACAGGAACUGGCAGCACAAUACAUGACCACAUCGCGUUUGGAUCAAGGUGUCGGCGUGGUGCUAAAAGAACUCGCAGCGAAAGCAUUCGAUGCGAAUACCUUAGUCAUCUAUACAUCGGACAAUGGUCCACCGUUCCCAGGCGGUCGUACGAACCUCUAUGAACGGGGUGUGCGCGAACCAAUGAUUAUUGCGGCGCCAACAGUUAAAGCACGUCGCCAUGAGACCACGGCGGCUAUGUCAAGCUUACUGGACAUUUUCAACACCGUACUAGAUGCUUUCCACUACUAUACACCUACUGUGAAUGGAUCUAGCGAUGAUGCAACCAAGUCUCUACUGCCGAUAUUGUACGAAGAACCACAACCAGUGGAGAGCGACGCUGUGUUUGGUAGUCAAAAUUUCCAUGAGGUCACCAUGACCUACCCUAUGCGCAUGAUACGCACACGCCGCUACAAACUGAUACACAAUCUUAACUUCUGGUCCUACUUCCCCAUCGAUCAAGAUCUCUACACAUCGCCUACUUUCCAACAACUGUUGAAUGCGACGAUCGCUAAACAGCCCUAUCCAUGGUACAAGUCGCUGCUUUCCUAUUAUGAACGACCGGAGUGGGAGUUGUACGAUAUUAAGGCUGAUCCUUUGGAACGCAACAAUUUAAUGGAGAAAUCAAAGUAUCAGCGUGUAUUUGAGGAGUUGAGCGCCCGUUUGGUCAAGUGGCAAGUGAAGACAGGCGAUCCAUGGCGUUGCGCGCCGCAUGCGGUGCUGGAGGCGCAGGGUGUAUACAAAGAAAGUCCGGCCUGUCUGACACUGGGACACGAGGCGUUACGGCGCUCAUUGACACAAUACGACAAGUAUGAGUUGAUCUAAGUAUUUAAAUACAUAUCUACCUAUCUACAUAUUUAUAGGUAUAAUACUCAAUUAUCUAUACAAAUUGAAUUUUGAAAAAACAUACAUAUGUAUGUAAAUACACAGAAUCUUUAGUAAA
This is a messenger RNA of Rhagoletis zephyria (snowberry fruit fly), 1928 nucleotides long. RefSeq names its product N-sulfoglucosamine sulfohydrolase (gene Sgsh). Gene Ontology annotation, biological process: heparan sulfate proteoglycan catabolic process; glycosaminoglycan catabolic process. NCBI's taxonomy places the organism in Eukaryota, Metazoa, Arthropoda, Insecta, Diptera, Tephritidae. Gene Ontology annotation, molecular function: N-sulfoglucosamine sulfohydrolase activity. The record is from RefSeq and is a predicted model, not a curated record.